UAAAGAAAAUCGAGCAAAAAAGAAAGGAAGUUGUUAGAAGUUUCUCCAAACGGACCCCCUCCUUUAGCAACUAGCACCCCGGAAUGAAGCGGCGGCUCGCGGCUGCUAACCCCACACCGCCUCCAUCCUCUCCCCACAUCCACGCAGACUCUCCCUCUCAGCUCCUUUAAGCUCAGCAUCCAUAUUUGCAUCCCAGGGAGUGGCCAACACUCCUCCUCCUCCUCCGCCGGUAAGGACCCAGAAGUUAGCGGCUAAUCGCAGACCUUCUCGGACGCCGUAUUUCCACCCAGGAAGAUAAACAUGGAGAACGACAGCCUCUGUUCUUUCAUCUAGUCUCGGAUCCUAAAGCCUUCAUCAGGAAGAAGAAGAGCGCUGCAGAUCCCAGCUGUGUCCUGCUGCUGUAGAAUGAACAUGCUCAAAUCCAGUGGACUUAAAAUACCCGGCCGUGGGGCCAAGCAUUCCAGCCCGGUGGGAAGGACCUCGCUGGGUGGAACAUCCAGCCCCGUCGCCCCUAAAGACAGUACUCCACUGAGGCCCAUCACUCCGGCGAAGAUAUCAGAGGAAGGUGACGAUGUUUUAGGAGACUACACUGUUGGUGAACACGUCUGGGUGAACGGCGUCAAACCUGGAGUCAUCGCCUACCUCGGGGAGACCCAGUUUGCCCCCGGACAGUGGGCUGGGGUAAUACUGAACGACCUAGUUGGCAAGAAUGACGGGUCAGUGGGCGGCGUGCGCUACUUCGAGUGCCAGCCCCUCCAGGGCAUCUUCACCCGCCCCUCAAAGCUCACCCGCCAGCCGGUCGGAGAGGGGAGCGAUGGCCACUCCACCGACUCCACACAGAAUCAGAGUCAGCAGGGAGGCAGCGGCGCCCCUGCUGGCCAGAGGGUGGUGGUGCCGCUCAGGGAGGGGCUCCUCAAUAGUGCGGUGAAAACAGGAAACGAGUCGGGCUCUAACUUGUCGGACAGCGGGUCUGUGAAAAAAGCUGGAGAUAAAGACCUGCGUGUUGGAGAUCGAGUUUUGGUGGGAGGCUCUAAGAUGGGUGUGAUCCGAUACAUGGGGGAAACUGACUUCGCUAAGGGGGAAUGGUGUGGAGUGGAGCUGGAUGAGCCCCUGGGAAAGAACGACGGAGCAGUUGCUGGUACAAGAUACUUCCAGUGCCUUCCUAAGUUCGGCCUCUUUGCACCCAUCCACAAGGUGAUCCGCAUCGGCUUUCCCUCCACCAGCCCGGCCAAGGCCAAGAAGAGCAAACGGGUGGCCAUGGGGGUGUCCUCUCUGGCCCACAGCCCCAGCAGCUCCUCCAUCAGUUCAGUCAGCUCGGUGGCCUCCUCUGUGGGCGGACGCCCGAGCCGAGCUGGACUGCUGACGGAGACGUCGUCCCGCUACGCCCGUAAAAUCUCGGGCACCACGGCGCUCCAGGAGGCCCUGAAGGAGAAGCAGCAGCACAUUGAGCAGCUGCUGGCCGAAAGGGACCUGGAGCGAGCUGAGGUUGCCAAGGCAACCAGCCACAUCUGCGAGGUGGAGAAGGAACUGAGCGUCCUCAAAGCGCAACAUGUACAGUAUGUCGCUGAAAACGAGAGCGCCAUGCAGCAGGUCCAAACCAUGCUGGCCAACACACAGAAAGACAAGCUGGAGCUGGUUAAUCAGCUGGAAGAGGAGAAGAGGAAAGUGGAGGACCUCCAGUUUCGUGUGGAAGAGGAAUCCAUAACCAAAGGAGACCUGGAGGGAAGGCGCAGUCAUGUUGCAGAAUCCUUGAGGUUGGGCAACAGAACCAAGCAAACCACAGUAGAAGAGCAGAGUCGCAUCAUGCAGCUAGAGCGGGAGCUCGCCCUCCGCCAAGCUGAGGUCCAGGACCUCCAGGGUCAGCUUAGAAGAGUCGACGCAAACUCCCAGCAAGACGCGGCGGGGACCGGCGCCCAACCGGAGACCCUCCUCCUACGCGAGCAGCUGCUGACGGCGGGCCGUGAGCACCACAAGGAGAGCAGCGAGCUUAGAGAGAAGUACGAGGCGGCGCUAGCGGCCAGCCAGCGGGAGAUCGACUCUCUGAGGGCGAUCGUGGAGAAGCAGAGCGUGGAGAUCGGCGAGAUGAAGCAGAAGGUCCAACAGGCCACCAAGGAGAAUGUGGAAAUGAUGGACUCCUGGAAGGCUAAGUUCGACAGUUUGGUCGUCGACCAUCAGCGAUCGCUGGAGGAGCUGAAGGCAUCAUGGAGCAGAGGUCGGUCUGCUCCACAAGGCCAGGAGCAGGACGCCCAGGAGCUAAGGACCACCCUGGAGAGCCUGAAGAUGGAGCACCAGCUGGAGGUGGAGAACCUAAAGGCCAAACACAAGAUCGAAGCCGCCGUUCUGACCAAGGAGCGCGAGGACCUCUGCGCCCGACUUCAGGAGGCCAGAGAGCAGCUGGCUGAAGGAAGGUCCGACCCGGAAGCUCAGAGCAGCAAGGCGGCACUGAACGAAGCCUCCCAGAAGCUGCAGAAGGCGGAGGCUCGGCUGGCGGAGAUGGAGAUGCUCCAGGUGGAGCGGAACAAAACCACGUCAGAGCUGCGAGACCGACUGGAGCUGUCGGAGAAGAAGAUGACAGAUUACCAGGCUCUGCAGAAGGCCCAGGCCGAGAGCCGAGAGGAGAUCCAGAAGCUGGAGGAGAAGCUGAGGGUGACGGCGAACAAGCUCCAGGCUGCGCAGGCAGACCGCAUCCAACCUCAGGAUGCAAACAUGAUAGAAGAUAAUCAAAUCUCCGAUGACAAGAUCAAGCUCAAACACAAUAUUGAAGAAACGAUGGAGAAGUUAAUAAAGAGGGAAAAAGAAGUCUCUACACUCACUUCCCAGGUGGAUGCUUUAAAAUCCCAGAUUGGAGCCCUGGAGAGCAAAGUUCGCUGUGGGGAAAAGAAAGCCGAAGCCUUAGCCAAGGAGAAGACGCGCGUAGAGGCCGAGCUUGAGGCCAUGACCAAGAAGUCCCAUGAUGCAUCGGGGCAGCUGGUCAGCAUCAGCCAGGAGCUUCUGAAGAAAGAAGGGAGCCUGAACGAGCUGAGGGUUCUGCUCCUAGAGUCUCACCGCCACUCCCGGGAAGUGGAGAAAGAUCUGAGCCGAGAGGUGCACAAGGCGGAGUGGAAGGUCAAGGAGCAGAAACUUCAGGACGACAUAAAAACGCUGCGAGAAAAACUGCUUCUGCUGGGCCAGGAGCGGUCCUCCCCCGACCACCGGCGCUACUCCAUGCUCGACCCCUCGGCUCUGGACUCUGAGGUGAGCCGCCUGCGCCAGCGGCUCCUCAACACGGAGGACGCCCUGAGGAAUGCCUUGCAGCACAACCAGCAAGUGGACAAGCUUGUCCAGGCCAUGCGUAGACAUCCAGAUAAAAGCCAGAUUCUCGGUGCAAAUUCAGCGAAUGGAAUUCAUCACCAAGAGUCAGACGGCACUCAAGAGGACCAACCCUAAUGGAAGCAGCAGAAUUUGGGCGGAGACUCUGACGUGACGCCAAAUGAAGUCGGCGUCCUUAACAUAAAGCUCGAGUGAAAUGUCUCCCAAUGCUGCUUUGGGAAAAAAAGAAACCAUUUCAGUUUACAUCAAUGAAUACCAAAACAGUGAAUUUAUAUGUUGUUGGAGAAUGCAUCUAAUAGCCAAUCACGAAGAUCACUUAAAGUACUAUAAAAUAUGGGACAGGAAGAGAUAUUAUCAGUAAAACCACUGCGGAGAAACCUGGACGCAUUACGUUAGUUAGAAAGCUUCAAAGUUAGCAGGAACUCCUACUUCAACGGACGACUUCAUGAAGAACUGAUGGACUGACAUCUUUAUUUAUUAAUGUUACUUUGACAUUUUGCUUUGUAAUAAUCCUCAAAACAACACCCAAAGUUUGACAUUUUUCUGUUAUUUCCACAAAAUUGCCAUCCAUCUGAUUACCUUUCAAGCACACAAACAACAAAAUGAUUUCUUUAAUCCAGUCAUGAUUGUAAUCAGCUUGUAUGCAUUUGAACAUUUUUAGAUUUCCUUUUGUAUACUUUCCUUAUGAACGGACCAAGUGUCUCCCAAACACCCACUGGGUUGGAAGAACAGAAUUAGCAUAUUUUUAAAUGACAAGACACAGAAAAAGGUUGAGAAGUUGACCAACGAGCUACUCUAGCCUAAAUAAACGGAGUAAUCAGCAGCAA
Cyprinodon tularosa is the source of this 4136-nucleotide messenger RNA. It is a transcript of the gene clip2, whose product is annotated as CAP-GLY domain containing linker protein 2. The coding region runs from base 406 to 3426 and encodes 1006 amino acids. The transcript has 18 exons. The record is from RefSeq and is a predicted model, not a curated record. Gene Ontology annotation, biological process: cytoplasmic microtubule organization. NCBI's taxonomy places the organism in Eukaryota, Metazoa, Chordata, Actinopteri, Cyprinodontiformes, Cyprinodontidae. Gene Ontology annotation, cellular component: cytoplasm; nucleus; microtubule plus-end. Gene Ontology annotation, molecular function: microtubule plus-end binding.